This is a messenger RNA of Emericellopsis atlantica, 1746 nucleotides long. RefSeq names its product fungal-specific transcription factor domain-containing protein. Gene Ontology annotation, cellular component: nucleus. The record is from RefSeq and is a predicted model, not a curated record. The coding region runs from base 1 to 1746 and encodes 581 amino acids. The transcript has 3 exons. Gene Ontology annotation, molecular function: DNA-binding transcription factor activity, RNA polymerase II-specific; zinc ion binding; transcription cis-regulatory region binding. Gene Ontology annotation, biological process: positive regulation of transcription by RNA polymerase II. Lineage: Eukaryota; Fungi; Ascomycota; Sordariomycetes; Hypocreales; Bionectriaceae.
AUGUUGCUCUACACACGCGUUGCGCCCCCCAAGGUGCCCAAGAAACGCUCACGAGCAGGAUGUAACUAUUGCAAAGAGAAAAAGAAGAAGUGUGACGAGAUCCGACCGAAUUGCUCACGCUGCGACGAACGCGGCGAGGCAUGCGUCUACGAACCAGUCCGCCCGCGUCAGCGAAGGAAGCGCGAGCAGACACUGUCGAUUGACACGGCAUGCGACGAGCUGUCGCAGAAUGACUUGGCCUUGACCCCAUGGCAACAGUCCCCGCCGGAGUUGCCAAAGUGGGAGGCCGAGGCGGCGGACGAGACGAGCCUGAGCUCGCUGGGCAUCUUCCCAUGGACCCCGACGGAUACCGCCGUCUUCUCGCCCAUGACGACCGCGACGUUUGACGACGAGGACGUGGAGGAAAUCGUGCGGCGACACUCCUUUCCCACUACCAUGACUCCGACGAACAGGCACCAGCGGGAUCCGUAUCCCUCGCCUCGUCUUGAAUUCUGCGCCCCCUUUGCCGACUUUUCUCAGCGCAAGAACCGACGCCAGCUGGUGGAUCACUUCUGCAACGUCCUCUCGCACCUGAUCGUUUUCAGAGAGGAGAAUGGGAACCCCUUCCAGCAGCUUGUUCUGCCCCUCAGCCACGGCAGCCCGGCGGUGAUGGACGCGAUAUAUGCCCUGGCGAGUGCACAUUUAGAGUUCAGGGGCGUGGCGAACGAGGAGAGGAGUGCCUAUUUCCACGGGAGGGCCAUCCAGGAGCUGGCGCGGUUGAUUGAGAACGGGGGUGGUAAGAACAAGAAUGAGCUGCUGGCGGCCAUCAUGCUCCUUGUCUACUAUGAAGUUCUCGUCCAGAAGGAGAGAUCGAACAUUGUGGACGGCCACCUCAAGGGCGCCAUGACCAUCAUCAACAACCGCGAGGCCAGCACCGACCCAACAGGCGUCUUCCUAGAGAGGGCGUUCAAGUUCUACGACGUCAUUGCCGCCCUGUCCUUUGGCACAGCGCCCCUAUCCACGGCACCGGGUCGCGGGUCCCUGUCCCCCUUGCCCCCUCUCGACUCCAACGGCGCAACGAGCCCCGUCGGCUCCGUCGACACCCUGCUCGGCAUGGCCACGACGCUCUGGCCCAUCAUCCAUCGCCUCUCCAACCUCGGCAGCCUCAAGGACGAGCUCGACGCCGCGCAGGCCCAAGGCCAACUGUCCAAGGCGGCCGUCCUCCGCACCGAGCUCGAGACAACAGGCUCCGCCAUCCAGGUCGCCCUCAAGCACUGGCAGCCCGCGCCUCCGCCCGAGUCCAACUCCCCCUCUGAAAGGGCCCGUCUGCAGAGCAUCCUCAACAACGCCCUCGCCUACCGUCACUCGGCCUUUGUCUACCUCUACCGCACCAUUUACGAGCACCCCCGCUCCCACGCCCUCGUGCAGCACCACGCCCACCUGAGUUUGACGCACUGUAUCGGCACGGUCACGGGCGACGGCCCCAUGAGCGCGCUGCUGUGGCCACUCUUCGUCGCAGCCUGCGAGGCCACAGACCCCGACGAUCGGGAUCUUGCUCGACAGACCUUUACCGCGAUUGACAGGGUCCAGGGCAUGACGAACAUUCAGCGGGCCUGGUGCAUUGUCCAGGAGGUCUGGCGGCGCGCGGACGAGCAGGAGAUAGAGGCCAUCAUACUGCAGCAGGAGGAGAUGAUGAAGGAGAAGCGCGGCGGCGACCUGUGGAGGCGGGUGAGCCGCGACAUGGGCAUGGCGAUUGUGUUUGGCUGA